AUGGAGUGGGAGUCCCAGGAGAACCAUCAGUCCUGGGCUCUGCUCACCCUCCCUCCAGAUGUCAAAGCCCCGCCCAGCCGCGCUAGGCCCCGCCCCACCCUGUGGAGCGACCCCGCCAGUUGGGUCCAACCUUUGAAGUUAAAGCACAACCUGGACUCGGGCGCGUCUCUGGGAGCGGACCCAGGUUCGGAGACCCGGACGCUGGGACAGGCCGCUCGCCGACCGCCCCCGCCACGCGCGGGCCACGGCGCCCCCCGCAGGACCAGCUCGCCGCCCCGGGGACGCCCCACCGGCGCCUCGCCGAAGCCGAUGCCCACCCGGGAGCCGCCCAAGCCCCGCGGCCACCGUGGGGACCUGCAGACCCGCCCGCCCGGCCCUGGGCCCCCGCGACUGGUGCCCCCAGGCCGGGAAGCCAGCGCCCCCCGCGCUCUGUGCGAGCCUCAACUAGGAGCCCCCAGGGCAAGGCCCAAGAAGAUUGUAUUUGAGGAUGAGCUGCCCUCCCGGGCCCUCUUGAGCACCAGGAAGCCUAUCGAAGCCAUCCCCAGGGGGCACACGCCAAGGCCCCAGCCAGUGCCCGACUAUGAGCUGAAGUACCCACAAGUGAGCAGUGAGAGGGAACGCAGCCGCUACGCUGCGGUGUUCCAGGACCAGUACACAGAGUUCUUGGAGCUCCAGCAGGAGGUGGGCUCGGCCCUGGCAAAACUCCAGCAGCUGGAGACCUUGCUGAACUCACUGCCCAGGCCCCGAAGCCAGAAGGAAGCCAACGUUGCCGCCCGCGUCUGGAGGGAAUUUGAGAAGAAGCAGACGGACCCCAGCUUCCUGGACAAGCAGGCUCGCUGCCACUACCUGAAGGGCAAACUCAGGCACCUCAAGAUGCAGAUCCAGAAGUUCGAUGAGCAAGGAGACUGCGAGGGCUCUGUGUACUUCUGAGCGCCCUGGAGGACAGGCGGAAGGACACCACGGGGUGGCCCCCUUGCCCUGUACUUGCCUCUCUUACUACCUCCUGGCUCUAGCUCCUUCUGUUACCCCUUCCUGGGGUAGCUUUGGCAAAUGCCUCAGCCUUUGAGACCCAGCUCGAAUGGCACCUCCUCCAGGAAGCCUUCCCAGAACCUCCACAGGGACCACUGGCCCUGAGCCCAGAUCUCAGCCCAUCCCCUGGAAGCAGGUCUUGCCUGAGUCUGUGUCUCGGUGCAGUAAAUAUUUAUGAAAUGCC
Molecule: messenger RNA, 1213 nt
Organism: Nyctereutes procyonoides (raccoon dog)
Lineage: Eukaryota; Metazoa; Chordata; Mammalia; Carnivora; Canidae
Gene: OCEL1
Product: occludin/ELL domain containing 1
Exons: 7
Coding region: 1-930 (309 amino acids)
Biological process (GO): bicellular tight junction assembly
Cellular component (GO): cytoplasmic vesicle; bicellular tight junction; apical plasma membrane
Source: RefSeq, a predicted model, not a curated record